CCUUACUUUUGGGCGAUGCAGCUCACGCUAUGGUACCUUUCUACGGACAAAGAAUGAACUGCGGUUUCGAGGACUGCCUGGUUCUUAACGAGUUCCUGAAUCAGCUGGGGGACCAUAAUUUGGAAAAAGUCUUACCAGCUUAUACGGAGCAUCGUCACGUUGACGCACACGCCAUCUGCGACUUAGCUCUGUAUAACUUUAUAGAGAUGCGAGAUUUGGUGAACCGAUUCUCGUUUCUGGCAAGAAAACGCUUUGAUAACAUCAUGCAUUGGCUUUUCCCCAACUGGUUGGUUCCGCUAUACACCUCGGUGACUUUCUCCAGGAUGCGCUACCACUUGUGCAUCGAAAAUAAAAAAUGGCAGGAUCGCGGGAUUCGCAAGCUGCUUUGGAGUACAGGAACUGCCGUCGUUGCCACAGCCGUCGUUGUCGGGUUCAAUUUUCGAUCUUAUUUGCAGAAGUUCAUCUGAAUCACCUUUUGCAUUGUCCAACUCAAAUAGUCUUUAGUAGCUCUCGUUCGACAGGUAUAUUUUUGUCACGCAUUUUUAUUACUGGGUGAAAGAUUUUUGCGGUAUGACAAAAUCUCUGUAUUGUGAAAAUAAAUGAAUUGAAAGUCAA
Molecule: messenger RNA, 615 nt
Organism: Daphnia pulicaria
Lineage: Eukaryota; Metazoa; Arthropoda; Branchiopoda; Diplostraca; Daphniidae
Product: kynurenine 3-monooxygenase-like
Exons: 4
Coding region: 30-467 (145 amino acids)
Biological process (GO): NAD+ metabolic process
Cellular component (GO): mitochondrial outer membrane
Molecular function (GO): flavin adenine dinucleotide binding; NAD(P)H oxidase H2O2-forming activity; kynurenine 3-monooxygenase activity
Source: RefSeq, a predicted model, not a curated record